AUGGAGGACCAGCUCGUGUCGCUCCUCGCCAGCACCAUGCUGUCCGAGCAGGCACCCCGCCAGCAGGCCGAGCUCGACCUCAAGCGAGCCCGCACGAACCCUGCCUUCGCCGUCUGCCUCGCCAACAUCGCCAUGCACGCCUCCGUCACCGUCGCCGUCCGCCAGGCCGCCCUGACCUACCUCCGUCAGUUCAUCGAGGCCAACUGGGCCCACGACGACCCCGACGUCGUGCCCAUUCCCCUCUCGGACGAGGCGAGGGCUCACCUCAAGGAGAAGCUCCUCGACCUCGCCAUCGGCCACGAGGAGGACCGCAAGAUCAAGGUCCAGUCCAGCUACGCCGUCGGCAAGAUCGCCAUCCACGACUUCCCCGAGCAGUGGCCCGCCCUGCUGCCCGCCGUCCUCGGCGUCAUGUCCUCGGGCACCGACAACCAGCUGCGCGGCGCCCUGAGGGUCCUCGCCGACCUCACCGAGGAGAGCCUCUCCGAGGGCCAGUUCUUCUCCAUGGCCAGGGACAUCGCCAACGCCCUCACCGACGUCGUCCACAGCCCGCACCGCCCGCCCAUGAUCCGCGCCCUCGCCAUCUCCGUCUUCCGCACCUGCCUCGACCUCCUCAACAUGGUCAAGGAGAGCCACGCGAAGGAGGUCGACGCCUUCGCCACCCUGCUCCUCGACGGCGACGCCGCCGCCUCCACCCCCGGCUGGAUCCCCUUCUUCCUCGGCGUCCUCCGGGAGCGCCUGCCGGCCGACGACUUGUCCCAAGGCCAGCCCUCGCCCUGGAACAGCAUCGUCUCGCUCAAGCUGCAGGUCGUCAAGACGCUCAUCCGGCUGCGCCGCGGCUUCGGCAACCUCCUCCUGCCCCACAGCACCACCUUCUUCACGGCCGUCUGGGACGAGCUCACGAGCCUCCAGGAGCCCUUCGAGCGGCUCUACAUCCACAGCAGCAGCCAGGGACGCCUCCAGGACGCCGACAACAUGCCCUACACGCUCGACUUCCUCGUGCUCGAGGAGCUCGACUUCCUGAACCAGUGCUUCCGCGCCCCGCUCGUCAAGGCCGAGCUCGACGCCCAGCUCCAGGCCCACCCCUCGGCCGACCGGGUGCCAUGGAUGGCCCAGAUCAUGACCAUGCUCGUCAGCUACUCGCGCAUCAUACAGGAGGAGGAGGAGAUAUGGGACAUUGACUGCUCGCUCUACCUGGCCGAGGAGAUUGCCGUCACCGCCAACUACACGCCCCGCACCGCCUCGGGCGACCUGCUCAUCAAGCUCGGCGAGUGGUUCAACGAGAAGACGCUCGAGGGUCUCUUCGCCUACACCAACACCCUCUUCCCCGGCCAGGGCCCCCAGUACUGGCGGAGCCAGGAGUCGGCCCUCUACCUCUUCGUCAUGCUCCUGAGCGACUUCCAGGACCUCUCCAAGCCCGUGCCCGAGGCCGUCGCCGUCGAGUACUACAACAUGGUCAGCUACUCCAUCGCCCGCGACAAGGAGCCCCUGCUGCGCGCCAGGGGCUACCUCGCCGCCGGCAUGCUCGGCCGCUCGUUCCCGCUGCCCUCGGUCCAGCUCGACGCCUCGAGCCCCGCCGUGUCCAUGCUCGACCACAUGAUCGAGUCCAUCUCGACCGAGGACUCCGAGGUGGUCCGCGUCGCCUGCGUCAAGGCCAUCGAGGGCUUGAUCAGCGCCGCCAAGGUGCCCCUCGACAAGCAGCUCCCCUUUGUCGCCGCCAUCCACUCGUACAUGACGGGCAAGGACCCGGCCGAGAUGGAGGAGGCCGACGAGCUCAUGGUGACGCUCGCCGAGGCCCUCAAGGCCGCCGUCGGCCUCGAUUGCAAGAUUUGCCUCUCGACGGGCAUCGAGCCGCUCGACAUGCUCUUCAUGCUCGCCAAGCUCGGCGCCGCCAACUUCCAGGUCACCAUGCUCGUCACCGAGGCGCUCGAGGAGGUGGUCAAGGCCCUCUCGUGCGACGCCCACGCCUUCGGCGCCCUCUGCACCAAGAUUCUCCCCACCCUGACGGGCGCCUUCGACGUCGGGCCCCUGACCGACGACAACCCGUUGGUGACCAUCGCCACCGAGCUGCUGGCCGUCCUGGCCGAGCACAGCCCCGAGCCUCUGCCCGCCGGCUUCGUCGCCGCCACCUUCCCCAAGCUCAACCGGGUGCUGAUGGAGAGCACCGAGGGCGAGAUCCUCCGACCGGGUGCCGAGUCCAUCAAGUUCAUUCUCAUGCACGAUCACCAGCAGGUCUUCAGCUGGCAGGACGCCAACGGCGUGUCGGGCCUCGAGGUGUGCCUCCGCAUCAUCGACCGCCUGCUGAGGCCCGAGAUCGAGGACAACGCCGCCUCCGAGGUCGGUGGCCUCGCCGCCGAGCUCGUGGAGAAGGCCGGCCAGGAGCGGCUCGGUCCCUACCUGCCGCAGCUGCUGCAGGCGGUCGCCACCCGCGUCGAGAGCGCCAUGGCCGCCGCAUUUAUCCAGUCGCUCAUCCUCGUCUUCGCCCGGCUGUCCCUCACGGGUGCCCAGGACGUCGUCGAGUUCCUCAGUCAGCUCCAGAUCGGCGGCCAGAACGGGCUGCAGAUCGUGCUCUCCAAGUGGCUCGAGAACUCGACGAGCUUCGUGGGCUACGACGAGAUUCGGCAAAAUGUCAUCGCGCUGUCGAAGCUCUACUCCCUCCACGACGCCCGGCUCCCGCAGAUCACGGUCAAGGGCGACCUGAUCAUCAACGACGACGGGCGCAUCAAGACGCGCUCUCGCGCGAGGCAGAAUCCGGAUCAGUACACGCUCAUCCCGGCGCCUCUCAAGAUCAUCAAGGUUCUGAUUGAGGAGCUCCUGUCGGCUUCCGGCGUGCGCAGCGCCGCCGACGUGGCGUCCUCGGCCGUCGCCGGCGGCCAAGAGGUCGUCUCGGACGACGAGGACGACGGCUGGGAGGACGACGACACCAUCGACCUCGCCCUCGGCACGACCAAGUCGGAGCUCAUGUCCUACAUGGACGUCGGCGGCCGUCGUUACCGCGACGACGAGACGCAGGCCUACCUGAUCGACUUCUUCGUCCGCUGCGGACGCGACAACGUCGGCAACUUCCAGGAGUGGUACGCCAUGUUGACGGAUGACGAGAAGGCCAAGCUCAGCGAGCUUGCCACGGCAGCCGUGCAGCAGUAG
This is a messenger RNA of Drechmeria coniospora, 3141 nucleotides long. RefSeq names its product Importin subunit beta-5. Gene Ontology annotation, biological process: protein import into nucleus. Lineage: Eukaryota; Fungi; Ascomycota; Sordariomycetes; Hypocreales; Ophiocordycipitaceae. Gene Ontology annotation, cellular component: nuclear envelope; cytosol. The transcript has 4 exons. The coding region runs from base 1 to 3141 and encodes 1046 amino acids. The record is from RefSeq and is a predicted model, not a curated record. Gene Ontology annotation, molecular function: small GTPase binding.